AUGAAGACUUCAAUUCUGCUCCUGGGAGCGGCAGCCAUCGGCGCCAUCGCCGUACCCGCUCCCCAUAGCUAUGAGCUGCACGAGAAACGGGAAUCCAUGCCGACUUCCUGGAUCGAGGGAAAGAGACUGGACGGCUCGACAUCGCUGCCCGUGCGAAUCGGUCUCACGCAGUCCAACCUGGACCAUGGUCAUGACCUUCUCAUGCAGAUGUCGGACCCGUUUUCGAGCCGCUAUGGUCAGCACAUGUCCGAAUCGGAUGUGCAUGACUUGUUUGCACCCAGCCAGGAAAGCGUGGACAGGGUCCGUGGAUGGCUGGAGUCCUCGGGCAUCGCCGCGGACCGAAUCUCGCAGUCCGUGAACAAACAGUGGAUGCAGUUUGAUGCCGAUGCCGAGGAGCUGGAGAAGCUGAUUCGUGCGGAAUACUACAUUUACUCUCAUUCCGAGACCGGUCGUUCUCAUGUCGCAUGCCGCGAGUACCAUGUUCCGGCCUCGAUACGCGGGCACGUUGACUAUAUCACGCCGGGUAUCACCCUGCGCGAGGUGACCGGCGUCGGAAAACGUGGUGGAAAUCUCCAAAAGCGCGCCGUAAAUGGGCUGCCGCCCAUUCUGAAGCCGAUCGGGUUGCCUCUGGAACAGUUGCUCGAUCAGGUGCUUGAUUUCUGUGACGUUGCCGUCACUCCCCAGUGCAUCAGGGAUAUGUACAACAUCACAGAGGGCACCUCCGCGACCGAGGGCAACGAACUGGGUAUCUUCGAAGACAUCGGUGACGUUUACGCGCAAGAGGAUCUCAACCUCUUCUUCACAACUCUUGCCAAAGAGAUCCCUACUGGCACUCACCCAAUCCUGAAGGCGAUUGAUGGCGCCACGGCACCUGGACCGUUGCAAAGCGCAGGCCCCGAGUCCGAUUUGGACUUCCAGAUUUCUUACCCGAUUAUCUGGCCGCAGAACUCCGUUCUCUUCCAGACGGACGACAUGGUCUACGAGGAGGACUACACUUUCCGUGGCUUCCUAAACACCUUCCUGGAUGCUCUUGAUGGUUCGUACUGUGACGAAAUCUCGCCGCUCGACCCUCCUUACCCAGACCCCAACCCCGGGGGUUACAAGGGGAAUUUGCAGUGCGGUGUCUAUAAGCCGACCAACGUCAUUUCGAUUUCGUAUGGAGGUGACGAAGCCGACUUGCCCAUCGCCUACCAGCGACGCCAGUGCAGCGAGUUUAUGAAGCUGGGCAUGCUGGGCGUGUCCGUCGUGGUCGCCUCGGGUGACUCCGGCGUGGCUGGGUCCAGCGGUUGCCUGGGCAAAAAUGGCACAGUCUUCAACCCUGACUUCCCGGCCACGUGCCCGUACUUGACAGCCGUGGGGGCGACCGUGAUUCCUCUCGGCGCUAGUGCCAAGGACCACAAGGAGCAGGCCGUGUCCAGCUUCCCGUCCGGUGGUGGUUUCAGUAACAUCUACAAGCAACCCGAAUACCAAGCCAACGCCGUGGCCGAGUACUUCUCCACGGCCAACCCUACCUACCCAUACUACGAGAGCGUCAACAAUGACAGUUUCGCGGCCAAUGGCGGUAUCUACAACCGCAUCGGCCGUGGCUACCCUGAUGUCUCCGCUAUUGGUGACAAUGUUGUCAUCUUCAACGAGGGCUUGCCCACUUCGAUUGGCGGUACAUCGGCCUCGUCCCCGGUCUUCGCUUCUAUCUUGACCCGUAUCAACGAGGAGCGACUUGCUGCAAACAAGUCGACCGUCGGAUUUGUCAACCCCGUUCUGUACGCUCACCCGGAUGCUUUCUUCGAUAUCACCAAGGGAGACAACCCCGGCUGUGGCACCAACGGGUUCUCCGCUGGCGUGGGCUGGGAUCCGGUCACUGGCUUGGGUAGCCCAAACUACCCGGCCUUACUGAAGGCCUUUAUGGAUGAGUAA
This is a messenger RNA of Penicillium cinerascens, 1914 nucleotides long. Its product is annotated as S53 family peptidase. The record is from RefSeq and is a predicted model, not a curated record. The transcript has 5 exons. Gene Ontology annotation, molecular function: serine-type endopeptidase activity; tripeptidyl-peptidase activity. NCBI's taxonomy places the organism in Eukaryota, Fungi, Ascomycota, Eurotiomycetes, Eurotiales, Aspergillaceae. The coding region runs from base 1 to 1914 and encodes 637 amino acids. Gene Ontology annotation, biological process: proteolysis.